Molecule: messenger RNA, 1032 nt
Organism: Striga hermonthica
Lineage: Eukaryota; Viridiplantae; Streptophyta; Magnoliopsida; Lamiales; Orobanchaceae
Source: the annotation of a GenBank genome assembly
AUGGCUAUCAGACAGAACAAAGGUUUCUCUGCGAGCAAUAUAUUCAGGCAGGAGAUUUCUGGGUUUCCCGCCGAAUAUAAUAAGCUCGUUAUCGGCGUGAAAACUCAUGAAUCUAUGGAUAAGAAGCAACACAUAGCGAUAUUUACCACGGCAAGCCUUCCAUGGCUGACUGGGACCUCCGUCAAUCCUCUGUUCCGGGCGGCUUACCUGGCAAAAGACGACGAACGGAAAGUAACCUUGGUGAUACCCUGGUUGAAACUGAAGGAUCAAGAGCAUGUCUACCCGAACAAUAUAACCUUUAGCUCGCCGGCCGAACAGGAAAAGUAUGUCCGCCGGUGGCUCGAGGAAAGGACCGAUCUGAGAUCGAGUUUCGCUAUACGUUUCUAUCCUGGGAGAUUUUCUUUACACAAAAGGAGCAUUCUAGCGCUAGGCGACAUAACGGAAGUAAUUCCCGAUGAGGAAGCUGAUAUUGCCGUGCUGGAAGAGCCCGAGCAUCUUACAUGGUAUCAUCAUGGGAAGAGGUGGAAGAUUAAAUUUCGACUGGUUGACUCACCAUGUCGGUCACCCUCUUCAAACUCUAUUCGACUUCGGGACUAUCGGCAAUUCCUCCAAAUAGGUGUCGGACCCCCAACUUCACUGGCCACCGUUCCCGACGUCGUCCCUCCGACGUCACCUCGUCUCUCCGACAUGAUCGUAAACGUUGGAGUCAACCUCGGCACACUGUCAUCCGACCUCGGCGGCACCGACUCCGACGUCAUCAAAUAUCACCGACCUCGUUUUGCUGGAAAUUCAACUUCUGUGAUAAAGUCCUUUACAGACCGACAUCGACGAGCUGCACAAAACGAUCUCAAGCCAAAUCAGUCCCGACAUCAACAAAUUCAAGCCCGACCUCAAUUUCUCCAGAACAGACAUCUCGAUCCCCGACGUCGCCGCCCAGCUUCAUCUCAUUUAACCUCUAAUCUGGGGUACAUCUCCGAUUGCGGCUGCCAGAUUUUCCAUCUCCACAAAAGCCGAUCCACAACUUGUCGAUAA